Molecule: messenger RNA, 3261 nt
Organism: Sclerotinia trifoliorum
Lineage: Eukaryota; Fungi; Ascomycota; Leotiomycetes; Helotiales; Sclerotiniaceae
Source: the annotation of a GenBank genome assembly
AUUUGGUCAAUCAUCAUAGAGAGAAUCUUUUUCUUUCCCUCUUCCCUCUUCCCUUUUCCCUUUUCCCUUUUCCCUUUUGGAAUCUCUUCUCAAAUACAUCCAUCUUCUUGUACCUGAAACCAGGUACCUGCACGUUUACCAUCAUCAUAAGUGCCCGCAUAAUCCGAGCGCUGGGAAUUCAGAGUUUCAAUAUCAAAUCAACGUUUGUUUCACCAACAGAAUAGACCCGUACCCCGAGACCAUUCGCUUUUGAUCACUUCUCGAAGCUUAGCUUAAACAUCGGUUGUUUCCGUCAGAAUUUACAUCCUCAAGAACUCGUCAAGUUCUCCUUCACAGACACAGAGUCCAUUGUCCGCUCACAACAUAAUCGAAUAUUCAAGGACUCUAUCAGGUCCUGCUUCACAAAUAGAAAAUCCCAUGGUCCGCUUGUCAGAAUAAACCAUCCUCCAAGGUCGCAAGACCUUUACAAGUAUAACUCGGAAACAAAAGUGUCUAGUCCAUACCCGCGCAAACAAAUACAAGAGAAGCAGAAAAGAUGAGUCGGUGGUUUAAAUCUGCCGUGAAGGCGACUCCUGCCAUGGUUGCCCAGAGUGAGGAACAACAUUUGAGGGACGUCGAGGCCGCAAUGCUAAAGCUGUUAAACGAUGAUAUCGAGGAAGCCGACAAGUUAUUGAAGAAACAAGAUUCUUCAUACCAUCAUUUGGGAAGAGGAAUUUCUGGAUUCUUGUCCGCAAUGAUGGGAGUGGAGAAGGAUUUGUUAAAAGAGGCUGCGGUCAUCUUACAAGAUGCUGAGAACAAAAGUUGGGAUGAUAUGAAGAAGGCUCAGAAGGACUCGACGGCUUUUCAAUCAAAUAUAUAUCCGCAGGGUACUGAGUAUCUGUUGUGUUAUUCUGUGUAAGUUUGUUUCCGUAAGUAAGUGGAGCCCGAGCUGACAUGUUAUUUGUAGCGCUCAAUUGACCAGCGCAAUUACUGCAGUUCUCAGCGGAAGUAUUACAGAAGCCGUUAAGGGUUUCUAUAAAUUAAGAAAGGCAUAUCUUACAUUGGAUGGAAUAUUGGAGGUUGAGAAUAACUAUCUAGAAAAGAUAGCCCGUUCGAGUAGGGCUUCACUUUCCUCUAGGACGCCGAGUCACAAAAGUUCAAUGGCAGCACUUACUGUUGAUGAAAUUGCGCAUCGAACUGCAGAUCUAUCUGUAGGAGAUCUUGAUGAAAAGAUGCUAGAUCCCAAUAAUCCAUUUCCGGAUAUCUCAAGACCGCCUUCACCCCCUUCGGUUACGAACCCUUACGAUAUCGAUCCAGAACUUGCGGCAAAAGUAUUUACCAAUCGAACAGAUAUCUUCAUACAUUCUGGCGUUCGAUUAUGUUGCGGUCUUUUACUUCUUGUUUUCUCUAUGAUUGAGAAUCCAAUUUUUAACAAGAUAUUGUACAUUGUUGGAUUUAAAGGGGACCGAGAACGUGGAACAAGACUACUGUGGCAAGCGACAAGAUAUCAAAAUUUCAAUAGUGCUAUUGCUGCUCUUGCUCUACUGGGAUAUUACAAUGGAUUGGUUGGAUUCUGCGAUAUUCUACCCACUGACGACGCAGCUGAUGACAAUCUUACCGGAUAUCCAAAACAGAAAUGUCAGGCUCUCCUAGCUGACAUGCAAUCUCGAUAUCCCCAUUCUAAGUUGUGGAAAUUGGAGGAAGCUCGUAUGUUAUCAUAUAAGCAAGAUUUGAAAGGUGCUCUGGAAAUUCUGGAAGAGAAUUCCAAGAGUAAGAUGAAACAAAUUACUAUGAUCAAUACAUUUGAGAUGGCUCUUACUACAUUGUUCACUCAUGAAUACGAAAAAUCAGCUGCGGCAUGGAUUAAUUGCAGCGAGCAGAGUGCUUGGAGUCCUACCUUGUACUUUUACAUUGCUGGUAUUUCAUACGUCGAACUUUAUCGUAAUACACGAGUUAGCGAUCCUACAGCAGCUAAGGUUCACAAGAAAAAGGCUAUAGAAUUUAUUCUGAAAGCACCACCUCUAGCUGGUAAACAAAAAGUCAUGGCUAAACAACUGCCUUUUGAUAUCUACAUAGUUAGCAAAGUUGGAAAAUGGGAACAAAGAGCCAAAGCAUGGGGAGUUGAUCUCGUGGAUGCAAUUGGACCUAGUCCAUUUGUUGAAAUGAUAUUUUUCUGGAAUGGAGUAAAAAAGAGUGGAACAGUUGAAUUAGAGAAAUCUUUGGAUCUUCUCAAGGAGGAAAGAAUGACGCAUCCGGAAAAAUGUAAUGAGGAUGAAGAUGAUGUGGCUAUUCAUUUCUUACUUCGUGGUUGUAUGUUGAGAAAUUUGGGAAAGUAUGAGGAGGCGAGAAAAAUCUUGACGGAGGAAAUUGUUGAUUCUGAAAGGUAUUGAUCCCAUUUUCUAACUGUUAUUUCAUCUGGAAAUCACAACUAACGCAAUUAGACAUGCUCGUGGAGCUCUUCGUGAUGAUUGGACUCUUCCAUCUGCCUAUUAUGAAUUAGCAUGUUGUUCUUGGCGCGAAAAAGAUCUUUCUCCAGCGGGGGAUACAGCUUCAGAGGAAAAGAUGUCAGAAAAAAAGUUAUUGGAGUAUCGAAGACAAAAAAUAAUGGAUUGUGAGGAGAAAUUAUUAAAGUUGCAUACUUGGCCUCAAACCUAUGUUUUCGAGACGAGGAUGAGCUUUAAAAUUAGUACUAGUUUACUUACUGUUAAGAGGCACAAGGGGUUGAUGGGAUUUUAAAGGGAGGGGCAGGUUAGGGCGAAUAGAGGAUAGGAAAUUGGGAAGGAAAGGAUACAGGAUGGGAACGAGGAUAAGGCAUGGAAUAGAUGAUAGCAUGGAGGAUGUAUCAAAAAACACAGCUAUUCCAAAGUAAAGCAUGAAGAUGGGACAGAAAUGAAAGAUGCGAUGCCGCUUUGCAUAGGAUUUAUACAAACAUAUAUAGAUAGAUGCGAUGGGUUGGCUUGAUUUGGCUUGAGUUGGACUUAGGCGUUUGGUUUGGUUUGGUUAGGUUUAGUUUUUGUAGCUAUCUGCUUGGCUGGCUGGCUGGAUGGGAGGAUGGGUGAUAACGGGUCGGUUGGUCGGUAGGUGGCUUUGCCUUGGUUUGAUACCUAGGUAGGUAUAGGAGAUGGAUGGUAUGAUUAGAUUAUAUGAUAUGAUAAGUAACACAACAUAACGUAAUGGAUAUGUAUUUUGUAUAAAUAUGUAUAUAAGGAGUGAGUGUUGGGAAUAUUUGGUGAGGGGCGAUAGAUUAGAUGGUUGAUGGUAGAUUGUUGAUUUGAUAGGUGU